Branchiostoma belcheri (Belcher's lancelet) is the source of this 1364-nucleotide messenger RNA. Its product is annotated as probable G-protein coupled receptor No9. The transcript is spliced from 2 exons. Gene Ontology annotation, molecular function: G protein-coupled receptor activity. The coding region runs from base 1 to 972 and encodes 323 amino acids. Lineage: Eukaryota; Metazoa; Chordata; Leptocardii; Amphioxiformes; Branchiostomatidae. Gene Ontology annotation, biological process: G protein-coupled receptor signaling pathway. The record is from RefSeq and is a predicted model, not a curated record. Gene Ontology annotation, cellular component: membrane.
AUGGAGGACGUGUGGCUGGCGGAAAACUUUUCCACCGUAGCGCCGUCCGAGCAGGGCGGGCCAGCGGUCCCAUCCUCGCCGCUGAAGGCGGGACUCAUGGCCGGGAUGUGCGCUCUCAUCAUCUUCGGCAACAUCUUCAACGUCUCCGUCAUUCUCUACAACGAGAACCUCAGAAACGUGACAGGAAGUUUCAUGGUCGCCCUGGCCUGUGCGGACCUCGGGCUAGGUCUCCUGGUGCUCCCCCUGAGUGUCCGGACGUCCCUGGCCGGGCACUGGGUGUACCCUGAGUCCGUGUGUCAGUACUGCGGAUUCCUCGGUACCACCUUCAUGGUGGCCUCGGUACUACUGCUGUUCGACCUGAGUGUGGACCGCUACAUCUCCAUCGCCAAGCCGAUAGAAUACAACAACAUCAUGACCGGUAAAAAGUGCAAGGUCAUGAUCUUCGCAUCCUGGACUGUGGCCGCUAUCUACAGCGCUGGCCCGCUGUACGGAUGGGGCUCGUACGAGUACAGCUACAAGAUGUACGUGUGCGCCGUGGACAUUUUCUCCGAGGUGGUGUUCGGACUCUUCGCUUUCAUCAUCCUCCUACCACCACUGUUUGUGAUGUGCUACCUGAAUGGCAAGAUUUUCAUGAUUGCCCGCUCGCAAGCCGUGCAGAUCCAAAACGCCCACGUUUUCCCCCAGGCUCCCAACAUGUUCCCCGUCAUGUCCUUCAAGGCCGCCAUGACAGUCGGGAUCGUCGUGGUGACCUUUGCGGUGUCAUGGCUGCCCAUGCUUAUCGCCUACAUGUACUCCAAAUUCUCCGGCUACAAAAUCCCUCCCAACCUCUCCUUUGCGUUUAUGUACCUCGCCGUGAGUAACAGUUUCUGGAAUUGUGUUAUCUACUCCACUACUAACGUGAGAUUUCGCACAGGGGCAAAGAAACUUGCCGUCAGGAUCAGGCAGUCCAUUUUACAAACAAUGGAACGGUAGCCGUGAAACGUUAUGUCGUAAAACUUAUUAUUAUACAUACGUCGCAAAACGAAAAGGUGUUUGUGAGGAAGUCAUAAACAUGCUGCCGAAUAUGUUCAGUGCUUUUUAGUGUAUGAUAAGCUGAUUGUUAGCUGAUAAAACGUUCAUGAAAAGAUUUACGAGUGAGCUAGGCAGUUAAUAGAAAUGUAUUUUGGGUCUUUGUGUUGUUAGAGAAAGCAACCGCUGUAAUAGAUUUUUCAUGUACAGAUUGUACAUCAAUACUGUCAUUCGACAACAAAGAUACAACUGUAAAUUGUAUAAAAGUGCUUUUUGCACUCACUGUGCUGUGAUCAUUGUUAUAGCCAUUUUAGUACAAAUAUAUAGUAUGUAUUCUACAACGUAGUAAACCUUUG